GAGAGAUGCUCGAGCUCGGACUGUAGCUUCACUUAAGCGCUGCUUAGUUAGGAAUGCCAUCUGAGCCUCAAUGUUUCACUGGGCCAAGUGGAAGAAGAGGAUGGGCGCGAAUAGCUCCUCCAAGAGACCGGUCUUCGACGAGAAAGAGGACGUGAAUUUUGAUCACUUCCAGAUUCUCAGAGCUAUUGGGAAGGGCAGCUUUGGGAAGGUGUGUAUCGUGCAGAAGCGGGACACGGAGAAGAUGUAUGCCAUGAAGUACAUGAACAAACAGCAGUGCAUAGAACGAGAUGAGGUCCGAAACGUCUUUAGAGAGCUAGAGAUCCUACAGGACAUUGAACAUGUUUUUUUAGUCAACCUCUGGUACUCGUUUCAGGAUGAGGAAGACAUGUUCAUGGUGGUUGACCUUUUACUGGGAGGAGACCUGCGCUACCACUUACAGCAAAAUGUCCAGUUCACAGAAGAUGCUGUCAAACUCUACCUGUGUGAGAUGACCCUGGCCCUGGACUAUCUACAGAGCCAGCAUAUCAUACACAGAGAUGUCAAACCAGAUAAUAUUCUUCUAGAUGAACAAGGUCAUGUCCACCUGACUGACUUCAACAUUGCUACGAUUAUCAAGGAUGGAGAGCGAGCCACGGCUUUAGCUGGAACCAAGCCAUACAUGGCACCUGAGAUUUUCCAGUCUUUCAUAAGUGGAGGGACUGGCUAUGCAUUUGAAGUAGACUGGUGGUCAUUAGGGGUCACCAUUUUUGAAGUCUUGAGAGGAUGUAGACCAUAUGAUAUACAUGCCAGUAACUCAGUGGAGUCUCUGAUGCAGCUAUUCAGCACAGUUAGUGUGCAGUACUGUAACUCCUGGCACAAAGACCUCAUCUCCCUGCUGCGUAAGUUGUUGACAGUAAACCCGGAACAUCGAUUCUGCAGUCUCGCCCACAUGCAGACAGCCCCCUACCUCUCAGACGUGAACUGGGACGCCGUCCACGAGAAGAAGAUGGAGCCUGGAUUUGUUCCCAAUAAAGGACGUCUGCAUUGUGACCCCACCUUUGAGUUGGAGGAGAUGAUUUUGGAGUCUCGUCCUCUCCAUAAAAAGAAAAAACGUCUGGCAAAGAACAGAUCCAGAGAUAACAGCAAGGAUUCUCAAUCUGAGAAUGAAUAUCUACAGGAGUGCCUUGAAGUCGUGCAGCAAGAGUUUGUGAUCUUCAACCGAGAAAAGUUUAAGAGGAGACAGGAGGAAGGCUGCAUGGCGGGAGAGGGAGAGGGAACUGAAGCAGAAGGAGACCCUGACCGAGAGGUGGAGGAGGCGGAGGGGGGAACUGAGGAUGAAGAAAUCGAGCCUGAGCCCGAGACCUCCAAACUGAGCAUGUGUGGUUCAGUGUGCUCAUCUCCAGGAAGCUCGUAGCGCCUCCUGCUGGUCACUUAGGUGUCAGUGCAGUCACCAUGCCUAUAAAUUCCUAAUAGCUCCCAGCACGGACAGGGGGUAACAGCUACCGUCUCCAUCGCAGUUCCAUUCAUCACCAUACGGCUCGGGUUAUGCCUAUACAAGCAGCACAUGACCUCCAUUCUUUCACCGUUUUGUUACUAAAUGGCCCCUAGAUUAAGCUCAGUUUUCUAUGCAACAUAUCUGUACAGCAUGAUGUAAAGUAGAUAUUUUAGGGGUAACAAGCCGCACUAUGAAUGCAUGAUAACACACGGAGCAAUAGGACUCUGCAGUAGGGAUGUUCCUAAGAGAGUGCUGGCCAAAUAUAGAUGAGAAAAUGCUGUUUUUGUGUAGCAAGAGGUUAAUUAUUAAAUAGAUGGGUAUUCACUGAACUUUAGACUUGCUUUGUUUGCUGUAUCUGCGGCUCCCUAUAUAAGUGGGCUGCAAUUUACUCCUGGUUUAGCAAUCCAUUGAUUUCUAUAGAUGCAGCUUCCAGAUAGCAAAAUGAGUGAUCGUCCAGUGUCAGCCCACUUUCAUCGACUUGUCCAUCUAUGAUAAAGUCACACAAAUCUAUCUGGCCGAGCUUAUCCACUACUGAAUCUUUAUGGAUUAUUAUAAGCAUUUUUGGCCUUUUAUUCAAAUGCCAAGAAAACUUUGAGAGUGGCUGCUGAUAAUGUUGCUAUUUUCAGGCCAAAGUGCCAUAACUGACCCCUGUGUGCCUAAACAAUUAUCUGCUAUCUAUGAUUAAACAGAUUUUAUUUUCAUUAGGUUC
Messenger RNA from Trichomycterus rosablanca, 2183 nucleotides. Its product is annotated as serine/threonine-protein kinase 32C-like. Bases 71 to 1393 code for a protein of 440 amino acids. Gene Ontology annotation, molecular function: protein kinase activity; ATP binding. The record is from RefSeq and is a predicted model, not a curated record. The transcript is spliced from 12 exons. Gene Ontology annotation, biological process: protein phosphorylation. Lineage: Eukaryota; Metazoa; Chordata; Actinopteri; Siluriformes; Trichomycteridae.